This is a messenger RNA of Eptesicus fuscus (big brown bat), 2073 nucleotides long. It is a transcript of the gene EFEMP2, whose product is annotated as EGF containing fibulin extracellular matrix protein 2. Gene Ontology annotation, molecular function: calcium ion binding. Bases 93 to 1424 code for a protein of 443 amino acids. The record is from RefSeq and is a predicted model, not a curated record. The transcript has 11 exons. NCBI's taxonomy places the organism in Eukaryota, Metazoa, Chordata, Mammalia, Chiroptera, Vespertilionidae.
GCUGCGCCGUCUGCCCGUCCGUCCGCCCGCGGGCACUGCCGGAGCCAGCCGAGCCGCCGGAGCCGCGGGCCGCGGGGGCGUCGCGGGCCAAGAUGCUCCCCUUCGCCUCCUGCCUCCCCGGCUCUCUGCUGCUCUGGGCGCUGCUGCUGCUGCUCUUGGGGGCAGCGUCUCCCCAGGAUUCGGAGGAGCCCGACAGCUACACGGAAUGCACAGAUGGCUAUGAGUGGGACCCUGACAGCCAGCACUGCCGGGAUGUCAACGAGUGCCUGACCAUCCCCGAGGCCUGCAAGGGGGAAAUGAAAUGCAUCAACCACUAUGGGGGCUACUUGUGCCUGCCCCGCUCGGCUGCCGUCAUCAACGACCUGCAUGGCGAGGGACCACCACCACCAGUGCCCCCUGCUCAACACCCCAACCCCUGCCCGCCAGGCUACGAGCCUGAUGAGCAAGAGAGCUGUGUGGACGUGGACGAGUGUGCCCAGGCCCUGCACGACUGCCGCCCCAGCCAGGACUGCCACAACCUGCCCGGCUCCUACCAGUGCACCUGCCCUGACGGCUACCGAAAGAUUGGGCUUGAAUGUGUGGACAUAGACGAGUGCCGCUACCGCUACUGCCAGCACCGCUGCGUGAACUUGCCGGGCUCCUUCCGCUGCCAGUGCGAGCCAGGCUUCCAGCUGGGGCCCAACAACCGCUCCUGUGUGGAUGUGAAUGAAUGUGACAUGGGGGCUCCAUGUGAGCAGCGCUGUUUCAACUCCUACGGGACCUUCCUGUGUCGCUGCCAUCAGGGCUACGAGCUGCACCGGGAUGGCUUCUCCUGCAGCGAUAUUGACGAGUGCAGCUACUCCAGUUACCUCUGCCAGUACCGCUGCGUCAACGAGCCCGGCCGCUUCUCCUGCCACUGCCCACAGGGCUACCAGCUGCUGGCCACGCGCCUCUGCCAAGACGUUGACGAGUGUGAGUCCGGUGCACACCAGUGCUCUGAGGCCCAAACCUGUGUCAACUUCUAUGGGGGCUACCGCUGUGUGGACACCAACCGCUGCGUGGAGCCCUAUGUGCAGGUGUCCGACAAUCGCUGCCUCUGCCCGGCCUCCAAUCCCCUGUGCCGGGAGCAGCCCUCCUCCAUCGUGCACCGCUACAUGAGCAUCACCUCGGAGCGGAGCGUGCCCGCCGACGUGUUCCAGAUCCAGGCGACCUCCGUCUACCCCGGCGCCUACAAUGCCUUUCAGAUCCGCGCUGGGAACUCGCAGGGGGACUUCUACAUUAGGCAAAUCAACAAUGUCAGCGCCAUGCUGGUCCUCGCCCGGCCCGUGACGGGCCCCCGGGAGUAUGUGCUGGACCUCGAGAUGGUAACCAUGAACUCCCUCAUGAGCUACCGGGCCAGCUCUGUACUGAGACUCACCGUCUUCGUGGGGGCCUACACCUUCUGAGGAGAGGGGACAGCUCUCAGGGAGGGGGAGGUCCCUGUAGCCAAGAAGCCUGAGGCUCAGGGAUGACCGUGUUCUGCUAAAAGGGAAGAUGCUAUUGUGAAGGGUAGAGAGAGAAAGGCAAUAAAGGGAGAAAGAAGGAGUCCUGGUGGCUGAGGUGGGCGGGUAAUACUGCAGUGAACCCCAGACUGGGGAAGGGGCCAGGCUUGUGGGAGGCGGGUCAAGUCCGCCUCAAGCGGGGGUUGGUUCAGGCUGAGGGGACCCCUUGGGCAGAAGUUGGGAGCUGUGUGCCCAAGGCUGGGAUUGGUCUAUAUGCCACGGGUAUCAGAAUCACCCUGAGAGGGGGCGGAAGUAACGAGGCUGCAGACUCCAGGCCCCAGCAGAAAUGUGGGCGUGGCUGGUUUGCAGGGAGCCUGAGAAACCCUGCUCUAGGCAGUGCCAGGAGGCCCUGGUUUCAAUCCUACUUUGGCCUCAAACUAUCAAUUGGACAAACCCUAGCAGCUCCCUGGGACUCAGUUUUCCAAUCCAUAAAAUGAGGCGAUUUGACUGUUAGUGCUUUUUAAACGUGUCUUUUCCAAGCGACAGAACCUUUUAUCGAAGGAAAUUUUGUUUGAUCAGGGAUCGUCUGAUGACAUAAACUAGAUUCAAAGUU